GAGGAAGAAGAAGAAGAUCACCAUGGCUGCGUCUGACAGCGGAGUGAAGCCUCUUCAAAACGCCAUGAAGAUGGCCAAAGAAGCGAUCCAGCUUGAGGGAGGAAACAGUCAUAAGGAGGCGUACUAUGAGUACCUGCGGACCAUCAACUAUAUAUCACAUGCUCUUUUGGAAGAAGAGAAGAACGAGAUGGUUGCUGUAGAGGUGGAGCGGAUGUUGAGGCUGGCUGAGCAGUGUCUGGAGCGAGCCAAGUCGUUCUUAGCGAAGCGCUCUGAGCCUCCUGACCCUUCCACCUCCACCUGCUGUGCGUCAGCCGGCCAAUUAGAGCCUUUUCAGACAGAGGCUGGUCCUACAUCUGUAAACACUGCUACUGAUAGUCAUUUGGACGCACCUCCCCAAGUGGGCGGCUACACAAAGUCCGGCCACCGCCGAGUUUUGUCAGAUGGUGGCGGAGAGCUCUCCCCGUUUCCUCCUCCUGAAGUCUUCCAGAGAUUGCAAGCUGUGGUCUCUGAGGAGUCAUGCAAAAAGGAUCUGACACCAAUUGAAGAAGCAUCACGUUUAAACCAGAAGCUGAGGGCCAGCUAUGAGGCCCGUGUGGCAAGGCUCACCCCUGGUCAGGUCUACCAGAAGACGUCUUUGACGCUUUCUCUGCAGCGACAGAUGAUGGAGAACAUCAUCAUAGCCAAAGCCAGACAGGAUGCUCUUCAGAGGAAGAUGGAGGAAAGGAGGCUACGGCUACAAGAAGAAGCUAACAGGAGGUUUGCUGCAUCCGGAGCCAUGACUGCAGACGAGCAGGAGCAGCGCCUUCUCUAUGCUAAUGUACUGGAAUAUGAGCAGGAUCAUGAUUGGCCCAAACAGUGGAGAGCCAGCAUAAAGAAGAACCCUGAUUCCUCGUUGGUGUUAGAUUUCCUCUCCUACUUGCUGAGCCAAUCGGACCAUCCACUGGUGAAGCUCCUGAGGAAGCAUCAGUACAGCAUUUACAACAAGCUUUACCCCAUCGUGAGUAAAAGCCUUCCUCAGAGCCCCGCCAUGUUGCUGAGACCCUCACGCAGCGUCCACAGCCUGCUUCUCUCAGAGAGUCACAGGAAGCCGAUCAGAACCACCAGUCCAAGCUUUGGCAGCCACAGCUUCAGCAUCGAUGCCUCGCUCUCCCCUUCGCGCUCUCAUGACGUUCACACAAACUAUGAUGAGGUUGUAGAUGCAGAAGUCGCAGUGGAGCGGGACAACUCCUUUGAGGAUCUGGAGCAGUUCCUGUCCCAGUUGGACUGGGCCUCUCCCAUCAGCAGCCUGGAUGCAGAUGUGACCUGUGACCCCUCCAUGGAGCUGGAUGAAAGCCACUUGGAAGAGCUGGAGCUGAGAGCACUUAAAGAACACCUGAAAGCUAUCGUCAAAGACAUCCAUAUAGCAAUCGAUCAACUGCUCUCCCUGUGUCUGCUUUCCUUUGACUGUUUGAACACGGCCACCUUUAAAGACCUUUGUCUUGGCAGCAUUGAGGAGGCCUUCUUUACGCCUCUGUGGAGCGCCCUGCUGGCUCUUUUUAGGAGAGUCCACAGAGAAAGAGAGCAGCUUUUCGAGAGGAACAUGAGGCUGUUCUGCUGUGCUUCUCCAGCAGAUGUCGGUGUUCCCCUAAAACUGUUUCCCCAGGACCCCCUUGCUCUUAAAGGUUCCUACCCCUAUGAGUCUGCUGUUCAGGAACUGAAGCUCCUGGUUCAGGACUGUUGUCCUCAGAGGAAGCUGGAGUGUGUAGUUCGGACGUUACGCCUGAUCUGUGCCUGUGCUGAGGAUUACAAGUGUCUUCAAGGAGGAGAUCCGACACCCAGAACAGCAGCCAUCGGAGCAGAUGACCUGUUGCCUAUCCUGUCUUUUGUGGCGCUGCGCUGCCAGUGUCCCCAGCUGGUGUCUGAGUGUGCUGCUCUGGAGGAGUUCAUUCAUGAAAGCUAUCUUAUAGGAGAGGAAGGCUACUGUCUCACCUCCCUACAGAGUGCCCUGGCUUAUGUUGAGUCUCUGCAGGCAGAAGAUCAAAUUCCUGAGGUCAAACUUAAGUGAAAAAGCUGCUGCUCAUCAUCUACACCCUUCCUGGCAGUCUAGGCUGUUUAACGGCGAAAUGACUUCUAGUGAUGCAGCUUUCUGCAGGUUCUCCACCCUGUUCCUACCCGGAGGACUUUCAUCUGCUCAGUGUCUGAGCCUGAAGCUGUAAGUUUCCCCCUGACAAAGUCUGAUGCACUAAACCAUACUUCAGACUAAAACCAGCAGUGGAUUAAAGCUCGGGCUGUUCUUGUCUUCCUCGCUAAUUUUUAAUGGUUCCUCUCUGUAAACAUGAUCUGUUUUAACUACUAUGCAUGUUUAAACCCUCUGCACUGAUGAAAAGUUUCAGUUUUCAUCAUAAACAACUGAAGAUUGAGGUGCCUCUAAAAAGGAAAAAAAAAUGCUCAGGCCUUAUCUCAACAGGGCUAUGCUUGUUUCUAACUUAUUUAACAUAAAUUCAGUUGCUGAACUAAGUUAUUCCUCCUCAGGUUGUUUGUAAGAGUUGAACUAUUGGAGCUCAGAAGACAAAAGAUGAAUGUAGUAAAAUGAAAAUGGAUAAGAACAGAAAUGAGUGAAGUUUUUGGCAGAUGCGGCUCUGUGUGAAGGUUUCAGAACCCUUUAGGAAAUGUAGAUAAAAUAUGGGAGUAAUGUUGAAAUACUGCUGUUUUUAUCUGUUUGAAAUUAAGCUCCAACUAAAGAAAGCCUUGGCACUGUCCGAUGUUGUAUCAGUUUCCUGUGAAACACUGAACUGUCUCUGAUUUAUUCUAAGCAGACUGUUUUCUACAUGUUUGAGUUUUAAAACUGAAGAUGGAAUCAGUCCCAUCGAUUUAAAGGAAAAACAGCCCCUCACUUCUCUCUGGCUGGGGGUGGGCGGGGGCUACAGAUGGAUGUGAUGUGUGAUGAAACAAAAACAAUGGCUCAUGGCAGCCAGCAGGUUGGGAGGAGCUGCUGCACCGACUGCGCUCCUGUUUGCUCAGAGAGCAGACCGAGGGAUUGCCGAUUGCAGCGGUUAGUGCGUUUUUUUGUCCUGAAAGCUUUUUAUUUUUUAUCCUGAAUGUUUUUUUUCUACAAGUGGUGAUUUUUAAGCUGUGACAAAGUUUAGUUUUAAAUUCUCACACAUUGGAUUAUACACCUAAACGAUUUGAGUUUGGUUUUUUUAUUCUUGUUUAUUAAGCAAAAAUCAAAUUUUAAGUCUAAAUGUAAUUUCCAAAGAGCCAAAACCUGAUCCCGUUCGGGGUCAGAGGGGCAGAUUGGACUAAAACCCAUUUUUAAUAUUCAGCAACACCAGUAAACUGGUGGAACUGGGAGAAUCUGGUGGUUCCAGGAUUUUAACACGAAAACCCCAGGACGUUUCCUACACCCAGACUGCUUCAUGUUUAGUGUCGUUUAUAUCGGUCAGAAGAUGUAAAAAGAUUGAAAAUCAUGAAGAUUAAAAUGGAUCCAGAUGUUCUAUGUAAUGUAGAGAUGCUGUGAUAAUGUUAUGUGGUGGGAAACUGAUGCUUUAAUGUCAAACCUUACCGAAAAUGUUUACAAUUAUUAAUGUAUGUUUGUGAGAAGAAUAAAUAAAGAAGAUUAAAUGUU
Cyprinodon variegatus (sheepshead minnow) is the source of this 3604-nucleotide messenger RNA. It is a transcript of the gene vps9d1, whose product is annotated as VPS9 domain containing 1. The record is from RefSeq and is a predicted model, not a curated record. Gene Ontology annotation, cellular component: endocytic vesicle; cytosol. Gene Ontology annotation, biological process: vesicle-mediated transport. Bases 23 to 2044 code for a protein of 673 amino acids. NCBI's taxonomy places the organism in Eukaryota, Metazoa, Chordata, Actinopteri, Cyprinodontiformes, Cyprinodontidae. Gene Ontology annotation, molecular function: guanyl-nucleotide exchange factor activity; small GTPase binding. The transcript has 17 exons.